This is a messenger RNA of Pogoniulus pusillus (Red-fronted tinkerbird), 4271 nucleotides long. RefSeq names its product lamin-L(III)-like. NCBI's taxonomy places the organism in Eukaryota, Metazoa, Chordata, Aves, Piciformes, Lybiidae. The transcript has 11 exons. Gene Ontology annotation, molecular function: structural constituent of cytoskeleton. Gene Ontology annotation, cellular component: nuclear lamina; nuclear envelope. Gene Ontology annotation, biological process: heterochromatin formation; nuclear pore localization; nuclear envelope organization. The record is from RefSeq and is a predicted model, not a curated record. The coding region runs from base 339 to 2108 and encodes 589 amino acids.
CCUUCCUAAGCAGGGGGCUUUUUUGCCAGCGCGGCCCCUUGCAGCGGUCUGUGACAGUGCUGCGCUGCUGCAGGCUUCUCCUGGCAGCUCCUCCCCGCCCUCUCCGGGCAGCACCAUCUCGCGCUGCUGAGAUGCGGCGAAGCCAAAUGUAGGUAAUAACGGAAAAGCUGCGUGCACCGCGACGGCAGCAGGGGAGCAGCCCUAGCCCUUUAAGCUGCCCACCCUCCCCGGCAGGCCGCGGCGGCAGCUGGCAGCUAUUUAUACACGGGCGGCGGCAGGCGCUGGGCGUUUUGCGUGAGGCGGUCCCGGUGGCGGCGGGGCCCGGACGGGAGGCUGUCAUGGCUCUCUCCUCCACGCCGGCGAGCGGAGGCCGCUCCCUGGGUCGCCUCGCCUCGCCGCCUAUCUCGCCGGUAGGCACGUCGCCGAGCCCGACCCGGCUGAGCCGGCUGCAGGAGAAGGAGGAGUUGCGGCACCUCAACGACCGCCUCGCCGCCUACAUCGACCGAGUGCGGGUGCUCGAGGCCGAGAAGUCGGCGCUCCAUCAGUCCCUGACCGAGCAGGAGGAGAAGACCGACCGGCAGUUGGACGCCCUGCGGCUCUGUUACGAGAGGGAGCUGGCUGACGCCCGCCGAACAUUGGACGACGUCGCUAUCCAGAGGGCCACGCUGCAGGUAGAGCUGGGCAAGAUCGGCGAGGAGCACCGGGAGCUGCGCAGUAGGAGUUCAAAAAUAGAAGCCGAUUUAAACCUGGCACGGGCUCAUGUGAAAGACCUCAGUGCUCAGCUGAGUGGGAAGGAAGCUGACUUAGCAGCAGCUCUGGUUGAGAAGCGAAGUCUGAUGAAUGACCUGUGCGAAUUAAAGGAUGAAACAGUCAGUCUAAAGCAGUCACUGGAAGAUAGCAAAAAACAACUCCACAAUGAAAUGCUGAGGGGUGUGGAUCUGGAAAAUCACAAGAAAGCUUUGCUGGAACAAAUGACAUUAAAGAAGCGCCUUCAUGAAGAUGAGCUCAAGGAGACAAAAAGAGUCUAUGAGAACAAAAUAGCAGAAAUAGAAUCUAUCUAUCAGAGUAAGGUCUCAGAUGCUCUGCAGGGACUAAGAAAACAACAAGAAGAACAGAUUCAAGAAUACAAACUGGAACUGGAACGAACAUUCCAGGCAAAAAUGGAGAACGCCCAGCUGUCUGCAGCAAAACAUAGUGACUUUGCCAAGGCUACUCAGGAGGAGCUGAAGGAGGCAAAGCUGAGAGCUAAUGCUCUCGCAUCUCAAGUUAAUCAAUAUCAAAGCCAGAAUAUUACUUUUGAGACCAAAAUAAGGGAGCUACAGGAGAUGAUGGACUAUGACCGUGAUCUGCACCGAAGGCGUAUGGCUGAAAAAGAGAAAGAAAUGGCUCAAGCCCAGCAGCGAACACAAGCACAGCUGGAAGAAUAUGAGAAUCUCUUAGAUGUGAAACUGGCACUAGAUCUGGAAAUAGAUACCUACAGAACAAUGUUGGAAGGAGAGGAACAGAGGCUAAGGCUGUCACCCAGUUCAUCUACACGUAGCACUGCAACUCAAGCAACAAGUCAAAGGCAACAGUUCCUGCCUGGGAAGAAAAGGAAAAUGAAAGAAGCAAAAAAGAGAGGGCAUACUGUUGGGUUUAAGACUGUCCAGCAUGCUUCGUCUUCUGGGAAAGUAUCUAUUGAGGAAAUUGAUGCAGAUGGGAAAUUUGUCAGGCUUAAAAACAAAUCUGAUGAGGAUCAACCACUGCAUGGAUGGGUGUUAAGACGACAUCUUGGAAAUGUGUCAGAUGCAACAUACACGUUCCCUUCACAGUUCACUCUCCAGGCAGGCCAAGUAGUUACAAUCUGGGGUGCAGCUGCUGGUGUAAGUCCAGGUCCCAGUGAUUUGGUCUGGAAGUCUCAGAGAUCUUGGGGUGCUGGGGAUACUAUUGAUGUUACGCUUAUCAGAGAUGAUGGUGAGGAACUUGCAGAGAGGAAGAUAAUGCAUGUACCCACAGGAGAAGAAAGUAGUGAGCAAGAUGACGAUUAUGAAGAAAUAUCUGAAAGUGAAAUGGAGUUUCUAUCUCAAACCAAAAGAAGAAGGAAAAAGAAAUGUUGUUUGGUUUCAUGAUAGUCGUUCCUGUGAGCAUCCUUAAGCAGGUGAGGUGGUGAGAAUCAUGCUUGUCACUGCAUAGCACACUUGCUUUAUUAAUAGUGCUGCAGUCCCUUGUUCCACAUAGGAUGUGCUUGCAUGGCUUUGCAUUGGAAGUUGAUGUCUUGCUCAUUUUCUGGUUAAACAUUAUCACGUGUGAGAUAAAACAAUGCUCCUUAGUGACACAUUUAAAAAAUACUAACUUAUUUUUAAUGUCUGCUUCAUCUCUACAUCUGACUGAACAUGUUAGCAAUGUGCCUAGAAAGCCAAUGGUAUCCUGGUUUGCAUUAGAACCGCUGUGGCCAGUAGGAACAGGGAGGGGAUCAUCCCUCUAUACUCAGCACUAGUGAGGCCACACCUUGAGUACUGUGUUCAGUUUGGGGCUCUUGCUAUAGGAAGAAUGUUGAGGUGCUGAAGCCUGUCAGUAGAGGUAUAAUGAGACUGGUGAAGGGCCUGGAGCACAUAGCCUGUGAAGAACAUUGAGAAGUUGGGGUAGUUCAGUCUGGAGAAGAGGCUGAGAGGAGACCUUAUCCCUCUCUACAACUACUUUAAGGGAAGUUGGAGCAAAGAGGGGGCAGCCUUUUGAUGGGGAAUGACAGGACUAGAUUAAAUGGUUUCAAGCUGCAACAGGGGAGGUGGAGGCUGGAUAUUAGGAUACAUUUCUUUACAGAAAUUAUUAUCCAACAUUGGAAUAGUCUGCCUAGGGCAGUGGUGGAGUCAUCAUUCCUGGAGGUGUUCAAGCAGCAUGUGGACCUCUCACUUAGGGACAUGGUUUGGUGUUGAUCCUUCAGGACUGGGUUGAAAGUUGGACUGGAUGAUCUUUGGGGUCUCCUCCAAAUAGAUAUAUUCUGUGAAAAAAUUACCAAGCUGCUACCUCAGGAACAGAAUGCAAACAUUAACUAGAAAUACCUAUUUCUGUGGGAUGAAGUGAUUUAUCCAACACACCAACAGUGUCCCUGACUUGCUCUUAAGCUUCACACUUAGGAAACCUAAUGUUUCCAUUCAAAAGUAUUAAAAGGCUGAAAUUCAUAUUCUUAGAGGAUUGAUUUAAGAGAUUUAAAGUCUCUUUUUAAAGUCUCUUUUAAAUCCAAGCAUGAAUUUGAGACACUUAUAGUACAGUUCAUUUCAGGAACUACUUUUCUUAUGUUUUGCAAAGCAAAAUAAGUAUCUCAGCCUUGCUUCAGUCACAAAUGCUUCCUUCCAUGUAUUCCAAGGGGAACUUCAGCACAGAUAUAGGUCAUGCUUACAGAAUUAAUGUAGUUAAAUAAAAGAUGCAUGAUUUCUGUUCCAUAUAUUUACAAACCUUUGUCUACAUUUUGCAUGCUGUAAUGCCUUAGGAAACACUCUCUAGUCCCUCCAAAUGGCUUUUUACUGGUCAUAUUACAAGUCAGCUUGUGCGUAUUGGGUGUUCCUUAUGCCUUGAAAUCCAAGCACUUGGGUAUCUUUAAUUGCUGAAGUAGUCAAACCCAAAACUAAUACAAAGGCUUUAAAUUGAUCCUAACUGAAUAAUUAGGACUCCUGCCUCUUGGUUUAUUGGCUUAAAAUAGCACCAGGUCCUCUUUUCUAUUAUAAACUUGCAUGGUGAUGCCCUAGCUAAAAAAUUCACUUCCCCUCUCUGGUGGCACAGCAUAUUGAGCUACCACAGCCUUUCCUAAACUUGAUCCUACACAGUUAAGAGCACUUCCAUCUUAUUGCACUAGGUCUUAAAGCCACCACCAUUUUCUAGAUACUUCUGUAAUAUCAACCUGAAAUCUUAAGUACUGACUUUCUGAAGGAAGUGUAUCUGAGCACAGGCAGUUACUGCCUGCUGCUUGGUUCCUGUCUUUUCAGACAGCAAAUUGUGUGACUACCUAGGACUGUACUACAUUUGCCUUAAAGGAUAUUUAUCAAAGUCUCCUGACUGGCAUACACAUUCUUGUAAUAUUUUCAGCUCUUCAUUGCAGGAGGGUGGAACCCUGUUAAAAAGGCUAUUGAAAGAUUCUAUAAUGCUGUUCUGGCCUUUGGGUUCUUAAUGUACAGCACACACCAGAAGACUUGCAGUAACACCAGUGGAAACUUUAGGCUAAUGAAGAGAUUAACUCACAAGUUUCUCACAGAGAGAGGUUAUAACCUCUCCAAGUUGUUUGUUUUGUGGUUUGGGUG